This is a messenger RNA of Dothidotthia symphoricarpi CBS 119687, 768 nucleotides long. Its product is annotated as LamB/YcsF. The transcript is spliced from 2 exons. NCBI's taxonomy places the organism in Eukaryota, Fungi, Ascomycota, Dothideomycetes, Pleosporales, Dothidotthiaceae. Gene Ontology annotation, biological process: carbohydrate metabolic process. The record is from RefSeq and is a predicted model, not a curated record. The coding region runs from base 1 to 768 and encodes 255 amino acids.
AUGCCGACGAUCAAGCAUCCAGUCAAGAUCAAUGUCGACUUGGGCGAAGGAUACGGGAACUUCAAGUGUGGGCCUGAUGAUGAGCUGAUGCCCCUCAUUGAUUAUGCGAAUGUGGCUUGCGGCUUCCAUGCUGGUGACCCUCUCAUAAUGCAUCAAACUGUCCUCGCGUGCAAAAAGCACAACAUCGCAGUCGGCGCUCACCCUGGGCUACCCGAUAUUCAAGGCUUCGGUCGCCGUGAGAUCAAGAUGGCUCCCGAAGAAUUGACCGCCGCGGUGCGAUAUCAAAUCGGGGCGCUCAAGGCGUUCUUGGACGCAGAAGCUAUACCAUUACACCACGUCAAACCUCACGGCGCGCUCUAUGGUAUGAUGUAUAGGGACAGAGAAGUCUGUCGAGCAGUGUAUGCAGCUGUGCCCAAGGGUACAACCGUAUUUGGGCUGGCCGGCACACUGCAUGAGGAAGUUGCAAACGAGCUUGGAUUGCCUUUUGUCGCCGAGCUUUACGGGGACGUCAAGUACAACAGCGACAAGACGCUUGUCAUCGACCGGAAGAAAAAGGCAUGGCAUCCCGACGACAUCAAGAAGCAUGUACGGACUCAAGUCGAGGAUGCGACUGUCACAGCAGUCUCUGGCGAGGAGCUGCAGCUCCCGGUGGGCGAUCAUGAGGUCUCCAUUUGCUGUCAUUCGGAUUCUCCUGGGGCAGUGGAGAUAGUCAAAGCAGCGCGAGAGAUCGUCGACGAGUUCAACAGCAAGCACUUUCCCAACGCGUAA